AUGUUAUUGCUCAUGGACAACGAUCUUUUCGGUGCCCCUAUAAAAAGGAAUAAUCUGAAAAUACUCGAUAUUGGAGCUGGAACAGGCAUUUGGGCCAUCGAUGUGGCAGAGGAACAUCCUGACUUCGAAGUCAUUGGAGUUGAUAUAUCACCAAUUCAACCAAUCUGGGUCCCACCCAACUGCAUGUUUUACAUCGAUGAUGCCCAGCUUGACUGGACCUUUAGGGAAAAUGAUUUUGACUUUAUUCAUGCGCGAGGCCUUUUUGGUGGGAUAGACAAUUGGCAACGCUUCUACGACCAAGCGUUUCUGCACCUUAAGCCUGGAGGAUGGUUCGAAAGCGUCGAGGCUGAUAGCCAAGUUCGCUCGCAGAACGAAGAUAUCGAAAAUGAUCCAGAGCACAUUUUCAAGGAGUGGGCACCAUUAUUCUGGCAAGCGGGUGACAUUAUUGGCAAGACUUUCCGCGUCGCGCAAGAUGACGGUCAUAACCCAAUCAUCAUGGAGAUCUGCAUGAGGAGAGCAGGCUUUGUCGACAUCGUACACAAAAAGUUCGAGGUUCCUGUUGGCGGGUGGCCCGAAGACCCUAAAAUGAGGGAGAUUGGGUUAUACGCUGGUCUUUAUGUCGAUCAGGGACUCGAAGGAUGGGCACUCAGACCGCUCAGUGAGAUUCUGGGAUGGACUUAUGAGCAGCUUCUUGUCUUCAUCGCUAGAAUGUGUAAGGCCUUGUGGGACCCAGCGGCCAUGCCUUACUUCAAUUACCACAUGGUGUAUGGUCGAAAGCCGGAGACUGCGGACUAA
Molecule: messenger RNA, 795 nt
Organism: Colletotrichum truncatum
Lineage: Eukaryota; Fungi; Ascomycota; Sordariomycetes; Glomerellales; Glomerellaceae
Product: putative SAM dependent methyltransferase
Molecular function (GO): methyltransferase activity
Source: RefSeq, a predicted model, not a curated record